CGUUUCAGCUCAAUAACAAAAACUAGACGCGACGUGUUCACUUUCUCUCAGAUUUCUGGUUGACAGACACACAUUUUCUUCUUGAAGAACGUUGUUUUUGCAGACUGAUAACACGGCAAUUUUGGCCUAAAACGCCAGCUUUGAUUUGACUGAUGCGAAAGAUGGCUAUGACUUCAUCUCAGUUUGACCACCUGAAGCUUAACAGAGUGGAGGAGGGUGAUAAGCCACGGGGCAAGGCAGUUCGGCGGAACCUUUUUGGUCCCGUUGACCACCAGCAGCUUCAGCAGGACUUCAACCGGCUUUUGUGCAUGGGUGCGGAGGUGGCCAAGCAGCGCUGGAACUUUGACUUCGAGAGCGAUCAUCCUACCCCUGGCUCAGUGAAGUGGGAAGAGAUGCAAUGCCAGGAUGUUCCUGCUUUCUACCGCAGCUGUGUGGUGAGGACGGGCAAGCGCAGACCGGAGGUCCCCAUCAGCGCUGGUGGAAAGAGAGCAGUCAAAUACAGACAGGCUACUAUCACAGACUUCUAUAUGGUGAAGAAGAAGAGGUUUCUUCAUUACAAAGUACCAUUGAGGCAGUAAGAAGAGAGCACUCACUUACACAGCUGAAGAUCCUUUCAGCUCCUCAGUGUGUAUGUAAAUGUACAGUAUCUGCAAUUAUAGUUAGUAAUCUUCUAUUGGGGUUAUGUAUUCAGUACAUUAUAAUAAGCUUUAAGUAUACUGUGAAGGUACAGAAAUGCACUCAAAAAACAUGACACUUUCAUUAAGUAUGGUUUGAAUAGUUCUGUGCACAAUCAGCUUAUCUGGUUAUAAAACCUUUUCUCCUUUUUACAAGAAACAAAAGCAUAAUAUGGAUCUCUAUACUUUAAAUGGUUAAUUUAGCUGUUUUGAUACUUGAUCAAUUUUUAUCGGAAAAUUGUGAGAAAGAAGGAGGGGUGGGCGUUGGACCAGCAACCUGGCCUGUGUAAACCACCAUUUAUACCGAAAUGACCAUCUCAUCACCCAGUGUGCUUAACAGCAUGGGAAGAACAACAACAACAAAAUACAAAACCCUACUUCUUAUUUAUUGUUUUUCAAACAGAUAAGAAAUCAUAUCACGUAUAAUCUCAACGAGAAAAAAAAAGCUAACCCAGAAUUACACUGAUAUAUUUGAGCUAUGGCCUUAUUGUGUUUGUGUUAAAGAGAAUUUUUCUCAGAAAAAAGUUAAUUAAUCUCUGUGACUUCUUACAAGCUAGGUCUUGAAGUAUGUGACCUCUGACCUCUGGUGCAUACCUGGAGUACACUUUGUACGUAAACAUUUCACUAAUUUACCAAUCAGUGCAAGAUUUGUUAAAGAUUUGUUGUACAAGUUAUCUUGCUGAUUACAUAAAAAAAAAGUAUUUAAGUAUUCCUUAUACCAGUUCUCCUAAACUACAUCAGUUUUAAAUGUUCAGAAACUUUAUAUUGUUCAUAAGGUGUAAAAUAGAGAGUUUAUGAUUAUGGCCUUCUUUUCCUACACAAUUAUUAGCUUUGGGUUUUAGCUUUUGGUGAGACUUUUAUUCUGUUUACGUCUCACAAAGACCUAUAUGUAAAUUUGUAUAGACAAAGAGAGUAAUAUUUGUUGUAUUAACAGCAGUAACGCACAACACCUUAUUUGGAUUGUAUCCGUUAAUUUUUGAGUUUUAAUUAUGUAGCAUCUUAUCUUUUAGUUUUGUUAUGUUAACCAUUUUAGUUCUAAAUACUUUAACGAGAAAAUGUAGUGUUUUAAUUACAGUGGGUUGAAUUUGAAUUUGUGUCAAAUAAUAAAAAAUUGUUUCUAAUUGUUUAUAAUAGACUUAUAAAGCCACGCUCAGCAUAUAAAUAGCAGAGACGUGUUUGCAGAGUGUUUGCAGAG
Molecule: messenger RNA, 1869 nt
Organism: Clarias gariepinus (North African catfish)
Lineage: Eukaryota; Metazoa; Chordata; Actinopteri; Siluriformes; Clariidae
Gene: cdkn1d
Product: cyclin-dependent kinase inhibitor 1D
Exons: 3
Coding region: 153-578 (141 amino acids)
Biological process (GO): signal transduction by p53 class mediator; regulation of mitotic cell cycle
Cellular component (GO): nucleus
Molecular function (GO): cyclin-dependent protein serine/threonine kinase inhibitor activity
Source: RefSeq, a predicted model, not a curated record